AUUAAGUUAUAAUGAGCAAAAAUAUAGGAGAUAAGAAAGAUACUGAAAAGAGAGAUCGUCUUAGAACAAGAGAUCAAUCAGAUGCUUAUAGUUCAAACUCCUCAAGAGAACCUCCAUCGCAUCAAGUUCCUUACAACCAGAAUCCUCUUUACCAAACUUCUAAUCAGAACUAUCCUCCAAUCCCACCUCCUUUUCAGCAGCCUGCUUCCAGUUCCAUCCAAUCCCCAAUGCCAACUUAUCAUGUCUCAAACCCUUCAUCGGUCUUAAAUGUCGAUUAUAACAUGAAUGCUCUACCAUGCCCUCCAUUAAACCAUCUAAAUGCUAACCAGGCACGGUCAUCUAUAUCUGAUGCUAACAAGAUGAAUUUAUAUGAAAUCGAAUAUGGAAUCCCUCAGGAGACAAUUUAAAAAAUUACUGAUCGCUCAUAGUUCACAACUGGGCGAAGCCGAGGUCACUGAGUUCAUAAACUCUAGCUUCUUCGAAAACUUGGAGAGAAAUUUCGAGCCAAACUCAACCCCUUAUUUGGAGCUACAUUGCUUAAACGACUCAGAUGUAACUCAAAAUAAAAACCAGGCAAGUUCAGCCCAAAAUUUAGAGAUUAACGAAGAUCACUCUGUUCUACCUGCUCCCUCUGCUUCACUUGCCGAUCCUUCACCUCAUAACUUCAGAUUUCAGCCUUUCAAAAGAUUGAAACAAGCUAGUUCGGAAGAUCAAAGACAAGAGUUAGGAGAAGCCCCAUCAAUUAAUGAAGAAAAGAAAGAAGGCAAAUCCAAGAAGAGAAGUUUCAACAAGAAAUGCAAGAAUCCUAUCAAAAGUGACCAGCAGAAGGUUCAACCCAAAACUUAUAAAAAGAACCCAGACAAGAGUAGAGCACUUCACAAGAAAGAUGAUAUGACAAGCAAACUUAGUGAAAACUCUGAAGACAUUGAAGAAGAACUUAAGCAGACAAUUAAUGACAGAUGGGACAAUUACACCUUAAAGAGAGACCCAGAGAAUGAAGCCGCUUAUAAGGAUAAAAUUGCAUCGAGUUUAGCGAAUAAUAUUACUUGCAGCAUUUGUAAAAUCCAAACUCAGUUUGAUGAUGUAGAUACCAUCAUGAAUUAUAAUUGUCAUGGACCGGAAUGCCAUUAUUUCCACAAGGAAUGUUUCAAGCAAAAAGCCACUAAUAUUCUUCAAAAGGCUAAGCGUCCCCUCAAAUGCUUCGCUCCAGACUGUGAAAGUGACCUAGAUCAAACAACUGUCAGAAAUAUAAUAGAAAAAGAAUAUGUCCCUUUAUUUUCAAUUGCUUGCUUAAGUCUUGACUUUUCUCUAUUCUAUUGCCUUACUUGAGACAUAAUCUGAAGAGACGAAACAGAGAAAAAGAGCAAGGAAGAGAGCAAAGAAAUAGGCUCAAAUUUAGCCAUCAACUGUUCAAAAUGUCCUGAAAGAGCGUAUAACUUAGUUGAGUUUUGGAUGUUCAAGUGCCACUACACUUAUUAUCAAAAUCUGAAAGACAGAAGAGAGAAAGAUCUAGAACUGAUUAGCUCACCUACUUUGGUUGAAAUAUUGCAUGAUAGCAAGUCUGUAAGAGGCUUACAAGACCUAGCCAAUAAUGUUAUGGCUGGGGUUGCAAGACUACUCAUGAAAUGUAUUACUUGCAACAAGUGGAUCAAUGAAGAGUACGGCUCUCAAUGCUCAUGUAAGGAUCAAAUAGAUGAAGGUAUUUUCUUCACUGAUAUCAACAAAAGGAAAUCCUAUGAAAGCAAGAGAACAGGAAUGUACAACAAUAAAGAUGCUAAAAGAGCUUUAACAGCGAUUUCAAACUUGAUCACAGCUCAUAAUAAAUAUUUCAGAUCCAAAGCCAAGAACAAGUAGUUCUAAAAAUGGCUGUUUUACAUUUAGUUAUACAACUCAGAGACUCAAUUCUUUUAUUA
Messenger RNA from Moneuplotes crassus, 1913 nucleotides. NCBI's taxonomy places the organism in Eukaryota, Ciliophora, Spirotrichea, Euplotida, Euplotidae. The record is from the annotation of a GenBank genome assembly.